This is a messenger RNA of Otolemur garnettii (small-eared galago), 962 nucleotides long. RefSeq names its product FSHD region gene 1 (gene FRG1). Gene Ontology annotation, cellular component: nucleolus; catalytic step 2 spliceosome; striated muscle dense body. Gene Ontology annotation, molecular function: actin filament binding. The transcript has 9 exons. The coding region runs from base 125 to 901 and encodes 258 amino acids. The record is from RefSeq and is a predicted model, not a curated record. NCBI's taxonomy places the organism in Eukaryota, Metazoa, Chordata, Mammalia, Primates, Galagidae.
GGGUGCGUGAGGCCCGGGAGCGCGGGAGGCGCGCGGGCAGCCCAGUUGCUCGCUUCGGCGGAGUUUCCAUCGGCCUUAACUUUGCGCUCCCGCUUCAGGUCAGGUGUCUGGUCCCUUCGGAAACAUGGCAGAAUAUUCCUACGUGAAGUCCACCAAGCUCGUGCUCAAGGGGACGAAGGCAAAGAGUAAGAAGAAAAAAAGCAAAGAUAGGACGAGAACUAGAGAAGAGGAUGAAAAAACCCAACUUGAUAUUGUUGGAAUCUGGUGGACAGUAACAAACUUCGGUGAAAUUUCAGGAACCAUAGCCAUCGAAAUGGAUAAAGGAACCUACAUACAUGCACUUGACAAUGGUCUUUUCACAUUGGGGGCCCCACAUAAAGAAGUUGAUGAGGGCCCCAGUCCUCCAGAACAGUUUACAGCUGUCAAAUUGUCUGAUUCCAGAAUUGCCCUGAAAUCUGGCUAUGGGAAAUAUCUUGGUAUAAAUUCAGAUGGACUUGUUGUUGGGCGGUCAGAUGCAAUUGGACCAAGAGAACAGUGGGAACCAGUCUUUCAAGAUGGAAAAAUGGCUUUGCUGGCCUCAAAUAGCUGCUUCAUUAGAUGCAAUGAAGCAGGUGACAUAGAAGCCAAAAGUAAAACAGCAGGAGAAGAAGAAAUGAUAAAGAUUCGGUCCUGUGCUGAAAGGGAAACCAAGAAAAAAGAUGACAUCCCAGAAGAAGACAAAGGGAACGUAAAGCAGUGUGAAAUCAAUUACGUAAAGAAAUUUCAGAGCUUCCAAGACCACAAACUUAAAAUAAGUAAAGAAGACAGUAAAAUUCUUAAAAAGGCUCGGAAAGAUGGAUUUUUGCAUGAGACCCUUCUAGACAGGAGAGCCAAAUUGAAAGCCGACAGAUACUGCAAAUGACCGGGAUUUUUGUUUCUGCCCUUUUUCUUUUUUUCUGAAUAAAAUAUUAGAAGUGCUUUUA